This is a messenger RNA of Engraulis encrasicolus (European anchovy), 2069 nucleotides long. RefSeq names its product porcupine O-acyltransferase like (gene porcnl). Gene Ontology annotation, molecular function: Wnt-protein binding; palmitoleoyltransferase activity. The coding region runs from base 292 to 1662 and encodes 456 amino acids. Gene Ontology annotation, cellular component: membrane; endoplasmic reticulum. The record is from RefSeq and is a predicted model, not a curated record. Gene Ontology annotation, biological process: lipid modification; Wnt protein secretion; protein palmitoylation. NCBI's taxonomy places the organism in Eukaryota, Metazoa, Chordata, Actinopteri, Clupeiformes, Engraulidae. The transcript has 13 exons.
UGUGUUACAUUUCAUUGUUCGCAAUGCAACCUUGGAUAAAGAUAGCAGUAGCACUGUAACUGUAGCCACUCCAACAACACCCUCUGCAGGCAACACUGCUAAUCAAAUAGCCGACUGCUCACACUCAGCAAGUCUAGCGCUGUUAGCAUUACUGCUACUGUUAUGAAGGAUACAUUAUGACCAUCAGAAUAGGCGCGUUUGUAUCAAGCUGUUACAUUGUUGCCAUUGCUCACCGGAAAGCUGUAUGUUACAGUUCAAAGGGAAGAGUUUCGCAGUCCUUCGGGAAAUGCCAUGGCAUCAUUCAGUACGUCGGAGUUGUUCCAGGAGUUGGCACUGGGUUGUGUGAUCCCUGCUGCUCAGCAAGGCUUUGAUCAAGUAUGGCAGCUGCUUCUUGUAUGCCUACUGUGUCGCCUUUUCUGUAGGACAGGUGUGCCAACGAAUGCGAAGCACCUGUGCUCACUGGUGGCGGGGGUGUAUGUCCUGUACCAGUUCUUCGAGACGCACAUGGUGUGGGUGGUGCUUCUGAGUGCCCUCUGCUACCUCACCCUCUUCCUGGUCUGCUACUCCAACAGCCGAGGCACUUUCCUCUCCCUCGCUGUCCUCAUCUACCUGCUAGUGGGGGAGCUACAUCUGGUGGAUCCUGCUACCUGGCUGAAAAUUAGAGGUUCCCAGAUGGUGGUGGCGAUGAAGGCUAUCUCGCUGGCCUUUGAUUUGGACAGAGGUGCUGUGUCUGCGUUCCCCUCGCUCCUGGAGUUCAUGGGUUACAUCCUGUACGUGGGUACGGUCAUCUUUGGUCCCUGGAUCAGCUUUGCGAGUUACAAAGAUGCGAUGGAGAGCCGUAAGCUGAAAUUUUCCUGGUUUGCAAAGAUCUCUGGGAGCUGGGUGAAGUGCCAGUUGUGCCUUGUGGUGUCCACCUGCAUUGCACCGUAUCUCUUCCCCUACUUGAUACCAGUAGAGGGAGGGGAAACUCUUGACAGGUGGCUGGAUGCCUAUGAGAAUGCAAUAUCCUUCCACUACAGUCACUACUUUGUGAGCUUCCUGAGUGAGACCACCACCACACUGGCGGGAGCUGGCUUCACCGACAACAAGGACAAUGUCAAAUGGGAUAUGACGGUGGCAAACCCUGUCAAUGUGGAGCUUCCCAGAUCCAUGGUAGAGGUGGUGUCGUCCUGGAACGUGCCCAUGUCUCGUUGGUUGAAUACAUAUGUUUUCAAAAGUGCACUUAAACUGGGAACGUUUCCUGCCAUUUUGGUGACCUACACGGCCAGUGCCUUACUUCAUGGCCUCAGUUUCCACUUGGGAGCAGUGCUGUUGUCCCUUGGGUUCAUCACCUAUGUGGAGCAUGUCCUCAGGAAGCGCUUGGCUGUCAUCUUCAGUGCCUGCAUCCUGUCCAAGAGUUGCCCUCCUGAGUGCACUCAUCAAAACAAGAAGUCUCUGUGGGUGUAUGGCAUCAAUGUAACCUUCAGUGUUCUGGCAAUUUUCCACCUGACCUACCUGGGUUCUCUGUUUGACUCCGACCUGGACAACAUGGACAACGUGGAGAACAGCAUGGAUCCUGGAGAGGGGUUCCUGGCCAGUCACACCAUUCAGAAAUGGUCAGAGCUGAGCUGGUUAAGCCACAAAGUGAUGCUCGGUUGUUUUGUCUUCUACUGGCUCAUCUGAGGAUUCCAGAAGAAGAUACUUCAGUUCAAAACUCUCACUAUGGAGAACACCAGGAACUUGAGAAGUGUAGGCUGUAUAUACAGCCCAUGGCUUUUGCAGUACAGCCUGACGUUCCACUGAAGGAUGUGAACCCUGCAUUCCUCACAUUUCAGGCAGCCAGCAGUAUCCCAAAGUUGGAGCCAUGUACAGUACUUCUUAGUCUUUUUUCAACGGUGUAGGUACAUACUAAAUACACCUUAAUGCCAGGGUGCAGACAAAGGACUGACAUUGUUGCAGUGUAUUAUAUUCAAGAUGGAUUAAUGAAUCAGUCAGUUUAUACUAAUUUUGUAUGUCUAGAAACAUGGGGGAAAUAUGUGAACUGUUUUCAUCAGAUGUAUUUAUUUUUUCUAUUAAAUGCUUAUUUCUAA